AUGGAAAUCAUCGGUUUGAAAAUCGCCACGCCGAAUGUGAGGACAGAUUCUGUAAAAACAAAAAAACGAGAAAUGCGCCAAGGCACGAGAAAUGCGCCAAGGCACGGGAAGUGCGUCAACCCCUCUUAUGAUUCCCUAAUUCAAAAUCGUUGUCCCUAUACCUGUGGUCUGUGUCAUCCAGACCCUACUAAAUGUUACGAUUUCAACAAAGAUUGUGAUAAAUUCACGUCAGAGUGUGGUACGGUAGCAGAUUACACGAAGUCUUGCCCCCAAACGUGUGGAACAUGCGGUUCGACGACUCAGCCAAGUUGUGUAGAUCACUCAGUAAAUUGUCCAAACUACAGUAAUCAAUGUAGCACAGAUUAUCUAAAAGAAUUAUGUCCACUAAGCUGUAACACUUGUAAUACCACCAAAACUACAGUAUCCAUAACUACAGUAACCCGAGGAGUCAGAACUACAGUAAUCCCAAUCAAGACUACAGUAUCCACCACCGCCACAACUACAGUACCCCUAGUCAAGACUACAAAGACUACAACUACAGUACCCCCGCAGACUACAAAGACUACAAAAAUGAUUCCGACUACACCUAAGGCUCCGUGUAAGGAUGCAUCACCAAAUUGUGGAGCAUGGGCGAAGAAUGGAUUCUGUACGAAUACAUUUUAUCCACCGGAGAAGAGAAAAGAAUAUUGUGCAAAGACUUGCAAAUUCUGCUGA
This is a messenger RNA of Caenorhabditis remanei, 714 nucleotides long. RefSeq lists its product as uncharacterized. Bases 1 to 714 code for a protein of 237 amino acids. NCBI's taxonomy places the organism in Eukaryota, Metazoa, Nematoda, Chromadorea, Rhabditida, Rhabditidae. The transcript is spliced from 5 exons. The record is from RefSeq and is a predicted model, not a curated record.